AUGAGUGUCCCGACCCCACCCAGACUCUUGGACCUGGCUGGAAUGCACCUGAUCAGGCAAGAUGCCUUGGUCAGUUCUGCUCUGGAGUUUCUGCCCACGGAGCUCUUCCCACACCUCUUCAUGGACGCCUUCCAUGGGAGACACAUCAAGACCCUAAAGGCCAUGGUGCAAGCCUGGCCCUUUGUCUGCCUGCCUCUGGGGGGGCUCAUUGACCUGCCUCAUGUGGGGCCCCUACAAGCAGUCCUGGAAGCACUUGAUGUCCUGCUUGCCCAGAAGGUUCGUUCCAGGAGGUGCAAACUACGGGUGCUAGAUCUGCGGAAUACUGGCCAGAGCGUCUGGAACAUGUGGUCUGGAGCCAGCACCCAUGGGUUCUCAAGCUUCGGAAUGGCACCAGUGGCUGAGCAGAGCUCAAAGACCCAUCAUCCCUUGGCUCCCCUGAAGAUAUACAUAGAGCUUUGCCUGAAGAAAAUGACCCUGGAUAACUUCCUUACUUACCUCCUCAGGUGGAUGGAGCAGAGAAAAGCUUCCAUUCACCUCUGCUGUAAGAAGCUGACCAUCUUUGCAAUGCCUGUGGAAAAUGUCAUGAAGGUCCUGAAUAUGGUGCAGCUGGACUGCAUCCAGGAGGUGCAAGCGAAUUGGAUUUGGCAUCUGUCCACCCUGGCCAAGUUUGCUCCUCUCCUGGGUCAGAUGAGCAAUGUGCAGAGACUCCUUAUCUCCCGCAUUCACGUGUCUGCCCUUGAGAAGCAGGAGCAGCAGGAGCAAGUUGUCCUAUUUACCUCUCAGUUUCUCAAGCUGCACCAUCUCCAGGAUCUCUAUCUAGACUCUCCCUCCUUCCUUGAAGGCUGCCUGGACCAGAUGCUCAGAUGCCUGAUGACCCCCUUGGACCACCUGGCAAUAACUAACUGCCAGCUUACAGAAUUAGACCUGACCCACCUGUCCCAGUGCCCGAACAUCCAUCAGCUCAAAGGCCUGGAUCUGAGUGGGGUCACCAUGACUGACUUUAGUCCUAAGAUCCUCUGCAUUCUUCUGGAGCAAGUUGCAGCCACCCUCCAGGAACUGAACUUAGAGCAGUGUGGGAUCACAGAGUCCCAUCUUGAGUCCAUCCUGCCUGUCCUGAGCUGCUGUUCCCAGCUCAGGACCUUCAGUCUGUGUGGGAAUGUCCUCUCUAUGGCCAUCAUGGAGAAGCUGCUGAGCCACACCACUGGGCUGAUCAACUUAAGUGAUGAGUUUUACCCUGCCCCUCAGGAGAGUUACGGCCCUCAUGGAGCCCUCCACCUGGGCCGACUGGCCCAGCUUCGGGAUAAACUCAUUGAGAUUAUGCGGGAUUUAGGACGUCCAAGGGCCAUCUGGCUUAGCUCCAGCCCAUGUCCUUGCUGGAGCAAUAAGACAUUCUAUCCUGAGCAGCCCUUUCUGUGCCACUGUUACAUGUCUGCCUAG
Molecule: messenger RNA, 1437 nt
Organism: Budorcas taxicolor (takin)
Lineage: Eukaryota; Metazoa; Chordata; Mammalia; Artiodactyla; Bovidae
Product: PRAME family member 8-like
Exons: 3
Coding region: 1-1437 (478 amino acids)
Biological process (GO): positive regulation of cell population proliferation; negative regulation of DNA-templated transcription; negative regulation of apoptotic process
Cellular component (GO): cytoplasm
Source: RefSeq, a predicted model, not a curated record